Messenger RNA from Ziziphus jujuba (common jujube), 3791 nucleotides. Its product is annotated as receptor-like protein EIX2. Gene Ontology annotation, molecular function: protein binding. Lineage: Eukaryota; Viridiplantae; Streptophyta; Magnoliopsida; Rosales; Rhamnaceae. The coding region runs from base 369 to 3518 and encodes 1049 amino acids. The record is from RefSeq and is a predicted model, not a curated record. The transcript has 3 exons.
UUUGCCUUCCCAUUUAUGUAGUUUUGCAGAGAUUGGAGUAGAAAGUUGAUAAUUUAGAGAGAGAUAGUAAAAACCCAGUUUGCAUAUUUGGAGUAGUUCCAGCUGAUUGAAGAAAGAUCAAGACUUUAUUAUAACCUGGGAAGUUCUUUUGUCCUUCAAGUUGUCCCUUUUUUUUUUUUUUUUUUUGAAUGAAAUUCAAGGAACUUGAUUGUUGGAAGAUAAAUCGGAGUAUUAAUUUUAAGCAGCAAAGUCUCAAAUAGAGUCUGGGAAUCUUACCACAACAUCAUCACAAGACAAAAUCUGAAUAUUUUUUUUUGGAGGUUUCAUGUUCUAUGGAUGGGUUUCUGUUGUAAGUUGCAAGAGUUGAGAUGAUGAAAACAGCUUCAAUGUUCCAAUUAAUGCUAUUGAUUCUCUUCUUUACAAGAAGAGAAUUUGUUCGUUUCGGUGAUGCACAGUUAGCAGAAUGCUUAGAGUCUGACCGAGUUGCUCUCGUUGCCUUCAAAAAUGGUCUUAAUGAUCCUGAAAACCGGCUUUCAUCAUGGAAAGGAAGCAACUGCUGUCAAUGGCGGGGAAUAAGCUGUGAAAGCAGUACAGGAGCUGUUAUUGCUGUCGAUCUCCAUAAUCCAUAUCCACAAGGUUUUGAUUCUUCAAGCAGGUAUGGAUUCUGGAACCUCAGUGGGGAAAUUAAGCCUUCAAUGAUGAAACUGAAGUCCUUGAGAUACUUGGACUUGAGCUUCAACACAUUCAAUGACAAUCCAAUUCCUGAAUUUUUCGGAUCUUUGAAAAAUUUGCAAUAUCUAAACCUCUCGAAUGCAGAGUUUAGUGGUGCAAUUCCUCCAAAUUUAGGAAACCUCUCAAGCUUACAGUAUCUUGAUUUGAAGUACUCACCGAGUUUAUAUGUUGAAAAUCUUGAAUGGUUAAAGGGUCUUGUCUCUCUAAAGCAUCUUUUGAUGCGUGAAGUUGAUCUUUCAAUGGUGGGAUCCAAUUGGGUUAGGACAAUAAACAAGCUUCCUUCUUUAACUGAGUUGGACCUGUCUUCUUGUCUCUUAUCUGGUUCGAUUCCACCUCUCAGUCCUUUCAAUUUAACUUCACUUGCUGUAGUAGACCUUUCUUUUAAUGGUUUCAAUUCAAAAAUACCUGAUUGGCUUCUUAAUAUUAGCAGCCUCAUUAGCUUGGAUAUAAGCUACAGUGGCUUUUUUGGAAGAAUUCCACUUGGUUUUAGUGACAUGCCAGAUUUGAAGUUUUUGAAUCUUGCUGGUAAUAACAAUCUCACAGCAAGUUGUUCUCAAUUGUUGAAAGGAAGAUGGGAGAAAAUUCGAGUCCUCGAUUUAGCAUCCAAUAAACUACAUGGGAAACUUCCUGCUUCCAUUGGAAACAUGACGUUUCUCACUCACUUAGAUCUUUUUGUCAAUAAUAUUGAGGGUGCAAUUCCAAGCUCUAUUGGCAAUCUUUGCAACCUGAUAUUUUUUCGUAUAUCAGGUAAUAACUUGACUGGAACAUUACCUGAAUUCAUCGAAGGAGCAGAAAAUUGUCAUUCUAGGAGCCCUUUGCCUAGUUUGCAGUACUUGGAUUUGUCAGUCAAUCACUUGGCUGGUAAGUUACCAGAAUGGAUUGGUCAGCUGAAGAAUAUUGUUCAACUCGGUUUGGACUAUAACUCUCUGAAUGGUCCCAUCCCAGCUUCUUUAGGAUUAUUGCAAAAUCUUACUGAUCUGGGACUUUCAGGAAAUGAUCUGAACGGGACUCUCCCUGAAAGUUUGGGACAACUUUCUCAUUUGUCUACUUUUGAUGUUUCUUCCAAUCAUCUGACAGGUAUGGUCACUGAAACACAUUUUUUGAAGCUAAGUAAGCUAAAACGUUUACAUCUGUCUUCCAACUCCUUCACCUUGAAUGUCAGUUCCAACUGGUUUCCUCCAUUCCAACUUUCUAAUCUUGAUAUGCGUUCAUGUAGUUUAGGUCCUUCAUUUCCUUCUUGGCUUAAAUCACAAAAAGAAGUUGAAUAUUUAGAUUUGUCUAAUGCUAGCAUUUUUGGCUCCAUACCCAACUGGUUCUGGGAAAUUUCCUCUAAUCUGUCACUGUUGAAUGUUUCCUUUAACCACUUAGAAGGUCGAUUACCUAGUCCAUUAAUAACAAAGCCUUUUGCAGAUGUUGACUUGAGUUCUAACCUCUUUGAAGGACCUAUUCCUCUUCCAAUUGUUGAGGUUGAGUUACUUGAUAUGUCCAAUAACAAACUUUCUGGUCCUAUUCCAAGUAAUAUAGGUGAUUCCUUACCAAACUUGAUCUUCCUCUCUCUUUCUGGAAACCUCAUUAUAGGAGAAAUCCCGGCUUCCAUUGGCAACAUGCAAUCUCUUCAAGCCCUUGAUCUUUCAAAUAACUACUUGAGAGGAAGUAUUCCAUCAAGCAUUGCAAAUUGUUCUCUCCUAAAUGUAUUAGACCUACGUAAGAACAAUUUAUCUGGAAAUAUUCCUGACUUUUUGGGUGAACUACGUAUGCUUCAAACAUUACACCUAAGUGAUAACAAUUUCUCUGGAGAGCUCCCUUCAUCUUUCCGUAAUUUUUCAAGUUUGGAAAUGCUGGAUCUUGGAAACAACAGAUUAAAGGGUAAAAUUCCACCGUGGAUUGGAGAAGGUUUUAAAAAGCUAAGGAUUCUUAGCUUGAGGUCCAAUGCAUUUUAUGGAGAACUUCCAUCAGUGUUAUCAAAUCUAAGUUCAAUACAAGUCCUGGACCUGGCAGAAAAUCUGUUGAACGGCAGUAUACCUGCCAGUUUUGGAGAUUUUAAAUCUAUGUCACAAAUCCAACACAUAAACCAUUACCUAUUCUAUGGAAUGUAUAGGGGCAGUUAUUAUGAAGAAAACUUGGUGGUGAAUAUGAAAGGUCAGCCUCAAACAUACACCAAGAUCCUUUCCCUUGUAAUUAGUCUUGAUCUCUCUGGAAAUAAUCUGAGUGGAGACCUUCCAAGAGAAAUAACAAAACUGUUGGGUUUGGUUGUUUUGAACUUGUCUGGAAACCAUAUCACUGGUCACAUCCCUGAAAGCAUAUCGGAGUUGAAACAAUUGUUAUCACUUGACCUCUCAAGUAAUAGGCUCUCAGGUCCUGUUCCUCAAAGCUUGGGGACACUCUCAUUCCUGGGGUAUCUGAAUUUGUCAUACAAUGACUUGUCUGGUAGGAUCCCUUAUACAGAUCAUAUGACAACUUUUGAUGCAGCCUCUUUCACUGGAAACCUUGGCCUUUGUGGUGGUCCACUUGCUGUAAAAUGUCCAGGUGAUGAAGAUGAUGAGGAACCAGGUAAGGGAUGGACAACUCCCAAGGAUACUGGUAAUGGUGACAGCUUCAUUGAUAAGUGGUUCUACUUGAGUAUUGGAUUGGGAUUUGCAGCUGGAAUUCUUGUCCCAUAUUUGAUAAUGGCAAUGAGAAAAUCUUGGUGCGUAGCCUACUUUGAUGCUGUUAAUGAAGUUACAGAUAGAAUACUGUAUCAGUGGUUGAAAUAUAGAACCGCAAAGCAGAGGACUAGAGGGCAUUAGCUAACAAGAUGAAGAAUGGGGAAAGUAAGAACCUCACCAAGUAUUCAAGGAGAAAGCUAAAAGGUUUCGGGUUGACACUUUAUUUCUUUGUGAGUGAGUUUUAGGGACACUGGAUUAUAUAAUAACAAAUAGUUCAUUUCUUUUCUUCUGUUUCACCAUCCGAACCUUUGUAAUUUGUGAUGGGUCUAAAAGCUGUUUUCAAAUUAAUAUUGUUGUAAAUGACAAUUUUCUACUAGUUUUCAGUCUUAUGGAAUUUGUGGAAUUACUGGUUAA